Messenger RNA from Triplophysa dalaica, 5298 nucleotides. It is a transcript of the gene larp1, whose product is annotated as La ribonucleoprotein 1, translational regulator. Gene Ontology annotation, cellular component: cytoplasmic stress granule; cytosol. Bases 252 to 3320 code for a protein of 1022 amino acids. Gene Ontology annotation, molecular function: RNA cap binding. The record is from RefSeq and is a predicted model, not a curated record. The transcript has 19 exons. Gene Ontology annotation, biological process: mRNA stabilization; positive regulation of translation. NCBI's taxonomy places the organism in Eukaryota, Metazoa, Chordata, Actinopteri, Cypriniformes, Nemacheilidae.
ACGUGUACGUGCGCGCUCACGUCCAACGCGUGGUUCUCUCACACUGCUGCAAGUAGUGAAGAGAAGUCUUCAAUUUUAUAUAAGGCCCUCGGCCUUCUUUUACAUGUUUUAAUUGAAAUUAACCACUCUGCGUCUUAGACUAAAGCCGUUUUGGUCUAGGGGUGGAGUGGAGACGGUAAGCAGGCUCGUCGUUGGAAGAGAACAAACAUUUUUGCCAGCACAUUGCGGUAAAAUUGAGGUGUGUUAGAGAAAUGGCCACUGAGGUGGAGACUCUCCUGCCAAACAAUCCUCUGCUCAAACAGGGGGAUCAGGACCACGAGGACAGAUGCCAGGCUGAUAUAGAGGGAGCUUCUGAACCUAACAUGAAGGAGCAAAGUUUCAAAUUAUCAAAAGAGGAAAACGACAGUCAAGCGAAGGUUAACUUAAAUCAAGAAGAGCACCCUGGUGAAAGUGAAGAUCAGGAGAGAGCGGAUAAAAAGGAGUUUACAGCAGCACCGCCGCCUAAAGUGAACCCAUGGACCAAGAAAAUGAACACCGUGAGCAGCGUCAACGGCCAGACACAGCAUGAGCAUUCUGGACCCACCAAGGUUGUAAGGGCAGGACAUACAAGAGCGAGGCGAGGAGCAAAGGUUGGGGACUUUGGAGAUACAAACAAUUGGCCCACACCCGGAGAGAUUGCAACAAAAGAAGUCCAGUGUCUGGACGUGAAGAAGUCAGUGGUCAAAAGAGAAUCGAAAGAAAAGAAGGAAAAUGAAGAAAGUAAGGAAAACCUAAAAGCUAAAUCGGAUGACUCUGGAGAGGAGAAAAAUACGGAUGAAGAGUCUCAGAAAAAUGGACAAAAAAAGAGAGGAAAUAAGCACAAGUGGGUGCCUCUUAUGAUUGAGGUUAAGUCUGAGGGUCCACGUGAGCGCUCUGCCUCCAGGAAUAACACACGGCAAAAUGACGGGCAUAGAAUUCCCCCGAACAACAGAAACGACUUGAGAGACUGGCACAGUGUAAAGUACGAUCAUGAGUUUAAGGAUGACCAUGAUGAGGUGUCUAGUGUGAAGAGCGAAGGUGCACCCUACAGAACCCCUCUCAGAGGACGUGGCCGUGGCAGAGGAAGAGGCAGAGGCAGAGGCAGAGGUGCUAACAGAGGUUUUGACUACUAUGGCUAUAAAGGCUAUGAUGGCAAAGAUGAUGCCUAUGGUCAGAAGUUCAAUAGCACAGUUACCUACUAUUAUGACAACAUGAGCAGCACUGACCUUUAUACUGGGGACCAGGACACGCUGAAGGACUACAUCAAGAGACAGAUUGAAUACUACUUUAGCAUUGACAACCUGGAGAGGGAUUUUUUCCUGCGCAGGAAGAUGGAUGAGGAAGGCUUCCUUCCCAUUGCUUUGAUUGCAGAUUUCCACCGCGUCCAAGCUCUCACUACAGACGUCAACCUUAUUCUUGAGGCCCUGAAGGGCAGUAAAGAAGUGGAGAUCAUAGAUAUGAAGAUUCGGAGAAUGGAGGACCCUGCAAAAUGGCCUCUACCUGGGUUUGCUUUACCAGAUCAGUCUGUGACAGAUUUUACUCAGUUCAUCAACUGCGCAGAGUUUGUUCCCAGGAAUGUUGUGGACCACCAGACAGGUUCUCCAAGAGCAUCCACAUCUGUGCAGUCCAAGUCAGAAGGCAUCAGCAAUCUCAAGACCAUGCCAAAGGGCCUGUCGGCCAGUCUACCUGAUCUAGACUCUGAGUCAUGGAUUGAAGUUAAAAAGAGGCCUCGACCUUCGCCUGCUCGACCCAAGAAAGCAGAAGAGGCUCGUCCACCUGUACAGUCUGGCCCAGCAGCAGGUGAAGAACAGGAUGAACCAGAGGAGCUGGACUUCAUGUUUGAUGAGGAAAUGGAGCAGAUGGAUGGUCGACGCAAUACUUUUACUGACUGGUCAGAUGAGGAUUCGGACUGUGAAAUCGACGACAGAGACGUCAACAAGAUUCUAAUUGUUACUCAAACGCCACCUUACCUACGUAAACAUCCUGGAGGGGACCGCACGGGAAAUCACACUUCGCGGUCAAAACUAUCCAGCGAACUGGUCAAAACCAUUAACGAUGGCCUUUACUACUAUGAACAGGACCUUUGGGAUGAUGCAUAUGAACCAGAGUAUGCUACUAUCAAGCAAGAAGUUGAGAACUUCAAGAAGGUGCAUUUGAUCAGCAGAGAGCAGUUUGACUGCCUAACCCCGGAACCACCUGUUGACCCCAACCAGGAGGUUCCUCCAGGACCACCCCAACCUCAGCAGAUCCCCACAGAAGCCCUGGCCAACAAACUGUUUGGAGCUCCGGAACCAUCUGCUAUUGCACGCUCUCUUCCAACUACAGUGCCUGACUCACCUAACUACCGCAGUGCCCGCACACCGCGAACACCUCGUACCCCGCGGCUAAAGGACCCCACGCAGACACCACGUUUCUACCCUGUGGUAAAAGAUGGGCGACCGCUGGAUGCCAAAACGCCCCGCAAAAGAAAGACACGACACAGCUCCAAUCCACCUAUGGAGUGCCAUGUUGGUUGGGUAAUGGACUCGAGAGAGCAUCGCUCACGAACAGCCUCCGUCAGUUCAAAUGCGAGUCCAUCAGAAAGCACCACAGCAGUGGGCAAUUAUGGCUGCACACCGCAGUCUCUGCCCAAAUUCCAGCACCCCUCUCAUGAGUUGCUCAAGGAGAACGGAUUCACGCAACAUGUUUAUCAUAAGUACCGCAGGCGUUCCCUGAAUGAGCGAAAGCGGCUGGGGAUUGGCCAGUCUCAGGAAAUGAACACAUUGUUUCGCUUUUGGUCGUUCUUCUUGAGAGAUCACUUCAACAGAAAGAUGUAUGAGGAAUUCAGACAGCUGGUGGUGGAGGAUGGAAAAGAAGGAUACAGGUACGGUCUGGAGUGUCUCUUCCGGUUUUAUAGCUAUGGAUUGGAGAGAAAGUUCAGGCCGGACAUAUUUAAGGACUUUCAAGAGGAGACCCUUAAGGACUAUGAAGCAGGCCAGCUAUAUGGACUUGAAAAGUUUUGGGCGUUUCUUAAAUACUCAAAAAUAAAGAAUAUGGAAAUUGACCCUAAGCUUCAGGAACAUUUAAGCAAGUUUAAACGCUUGGAGGACUUCAGAGUGGAUCCCCCCAUGGAAGAAGGAGGGCGAAAGAGACAUCCUUCCGGUGGCGAUGGACGGCGCCGCCAUCCAUCACAGCAAUCCAGCCGAUCCCAAACACAGCUUGGUUCAGGUCCCGCCCAGCCUGUCGGAGGCCCUUCCACUAGAGAUGAUGCCAAAAACACAAGUUACCGAGCGCCUGCGCAAGACACAAAGCCUCCAAAGUGAUCGGUCACCUGCCCUUGCGCUUAUCUGCGGUUAAAACUUGACCCCACAAGCAUGCAACAACAACUUGCCAACAAAUGGCUCAUGAUUGUGACAUCACUGCUCUUCCACCAUCACCUCAUUCAUAUCUGAAAACAUUUCUACAUCAGAGAAAGACCAGAGGGCAUGAGAAGUUCUUCCAUUCUUUGUUUUAUUCAAGAAUUUAAGUAGUUUUAUUCCUAUUGUGUCAUGUUGGGGUAGAAUAAGGCUUUUGUUUGAUCUUUCUGAAAACUACUCUGCAGUGGUCCUUUAUAUAUUCAGCAGAAUUGCCAUUUUAUUUGUCUGAGUUAUGCGCGAUUCCACCCUGACCUUCAUUUUUAUUUUUUUCUGGAGCAUAAAGGUUGUGUUAUAUGAAGUGGUUUCUCUUAACUAGAAUAGGUACUAGAUGAGACAAACUGAUUAAAAAAACAAAAUGAUGCAAAACUCUGAUCUGCAGAUGAUUUAUGUCGCGCUUUUUGGGGUCCUCGCAACAUUUUCUUGCCAAUAAACCCGCAGGGGUCAUGAUGUAAUGUUGACAUCACUGUGACAUGAACAUCUGACCAUACACUGACUCACCCCGCUUGGACUCCUCUUCCACGUUUCGCCGUCUGUUACAGGAGAGGCGGAUGUUUAGCGUCCAGCCUCCUCAUGGACACGGGUUUCCUCACUCGUUAUCAUGAUUUAAAGAGCAGUGAGGUUAGGAGUUUUCUUUGCGCAUGUGCUGCUUGGAUUUUGGAGGUGUCUGCAGUAAAGCUCGUAUCUUCAUAUGAACUCGCUGAGAAACGGAAAUUAACCAUUGCUCAUUAUGAACGGAGGAAUGCUGCUUUUAGUAGGUGGCUUGUUCUGUUUACAUCACCGUCACGCAAAGUGUUCUGUGUCCCCAGCUGAAUGGGAAUCAUUUUCAGUACAGUUCAAGUGUUAAUCCUAGUGUAAAUAUAAAUUCAUGAAAUUAUGAGACAUUUACACCACCUGGUCGUAACGUGUUGUUUUAUUGUUUAUAGAGCAGAUGGAUAUAUGCCUUACAUGUUCACCUUUUUAUGCUCUUAAAUGAACUUUUAGUCUUUUAAUGUGUUUUGUUUUUGACUGUAUUCUAGCUUGGCUGUUAAUAUGGGUAUGUUUUAGUAUCAUAUCUCACGGUUCUUUACAGCGGUGUAGACAUCCAAAACAGUAUGAUGGUCUGAAAAAAGGAAAACUGACCUCAGGUUAUCAACUGGAAUCGCGUGAAGACAAACUUUUUGUUGAUCAUAUAUGACACGAGUGAUGCGCUUGUGUAGCCUUUGAAAUCGCUGCCAACCGGAUUUGGACCAUAAGCAAUAUUCCAAUCACUGAUCUAAUUUAUGGAGUUUAACAUUAAAUUUAGUUUGCAUAUCAAAGUGUACUCUUUUUGUCAGCUGAAAAGUAUUGGCUUGUUUUUUUUUUCUUGAAACAUUCUCUCCAGCUCUCGUUUUUGCUAUUAUUAUUACUGCAAGAAAUUGGAUAAUUCCCAUCUGUUUUCUGUUUGUGUUCUUCAUUCAUAGCAGCUGUGAUCAAAUCCUGAUGAGAAAUCUCUUGUGAUAGUAUAAAAGAUCUUUUACCUAACAAAAAAUGGAUAAAAAAAGCUUGCUAGCUGAAAAGUCCUCUGAGAGGAAAAGCGGCUUGAAAUUGUGUUCGUGUAGAUUUGUGUUCUUGUACGAGAGCGUUUUGGUGCAUCUUGUUGUGGAUAUUAAGACUUUUAUGGCUAGGAUAACUGGGUGAAACAAAAUAAAUAUCCAUAGAGCCAUAAUAAUAGCUGCACAUGUUUUAUGAAAAUUAAAACUCAAUAGUAGUCAUUGGCUUAUUGACAGAAGAAACGUAAAAUAUGGUGAAAUCUUGUCAUAUUCAUAAUAACUGAAUUAUAGGCGGGUGUAAUUUGCUUUUAGUGAUUUGUUAUUUGUAGUUGAUUUGCUUUUCCUAAUAAACAAGAAGAUUUAUAAAAUAGUAAAAA